Messenger RNA from Bipolaris maydis ATCC 48331, 2613 nucleotides. Lineage: Eukaryota; Fungi; Ascomycota; Dothideomycetes; Pleosporales; Pleosporaceae. The record is from RefSeq and is a predicted model, not a curated record.
AUGCAGAGCUUCACUUUUGCGCCGCCGACGCUGGCGCCGCGCGAGAACCAGCGCAAUUAUGUAUUCGUAGAUGAACACAACAGACACAAGCGCUUGAAAGUAAUGAGAGCAUGCGAAGGCUGCCGCAGACGCAAGAUCAAAUGCGAUGCCGCUACGACGAAUGCAUGGCCUUGCGCUGCCUGCAUCCGCCUGAAACUCAACUGUGUACCACCAACAGUCAGUUACGACAAGGACUACAACGGUUCCCAGACUUUUGAUCUGGAACCCAAGCCGUUGGAGUAUGCUUCGGAUGUGCCGUCCCAACAUGAAUUCCAACGGCAACCAUCCAUGACCCAAGCCAUGCCUCAUCAAAUGCCGCUUUCCAUGGCCGGUGCUGCCCAAGGCAUGUAUCAGCCUUCGCCCUACGUGGACCAACAGUCGCAAGACCAAUGUCACUAUCAGCCCUUGUCGCAGCCUCAGGUAGUCCAGCAGACAAUGGGCUAUGCUCCCCAACAACCCUACCCACAAGCAUCACCCGCACCACCAACUAUCUUGACUCCACCCGAGUCAGAACCUCACUGGCGAAGCGAUUCUGCCUCAAGCUUGUCUGAAGCUCUGGGCGAACUCAAGAUAGACCACACCGCUGUCGCACCCUAUAUCACAAACAUGAAGAAGGCACUAGCCGAAACACCAGCUCAAGAAGAAUACGAGGUACAAUUACCACAAUCCGUCAGCCUGGACCACACCGUCCGCAUACCACCAGAAAUGAUGCCCUCGGAUGAUCAGGCUCUACAGUAUUUUGACUAUUUCUUCACCAACGUACACCCCUAUUGUCCAGUCAUCAACAAGGCCUACUUCUAUCAGCAAUGGCACAGUGCGCCAGACUCAAUCUCGCCUCUCAUGCUCGAGGCCAUCUUUGCCUGCGCUACGUUGAUGCUCGGAGACGUGGACGAAGGCAACAAGUGGCUAGCGCUUGCAACGAGGCACGAAGAAAGUUUUAGAGACGUAUCGCGACUCAGCACAAUGCAAGCCAUGACUCUUCUUCUCAAGGCUCGCGAAGCAUCGCCAAAGCGCGGGUACUUUUGGCGCUCCUGGAUGGCUGCUGUCAGCCUUGUUACAAUGGCAAAAGACUUGGAGUUGCACGAGCAUUACGACAUUCAUCAAAUGGGAAAGUCGUGUGGCUCAACUCCGCACGACUGUGUUGCAAAGACGAGGGUGUGGCAGAUGUGCAUGGUUUUUGUGGUAAUGAUUGGCGGUCCGCAAGGUCGCUAUGAUUUCGGUGUUGACAUUGACACUGUCGAUUUGGAAAUGCCCAGGUCAGUUGCUGGACAGGAUCCUGCAGAGGUCCAGGUCGCGCGUCAGUUCGUCCAGUUUUGUCGCGUUGUCAGAAACGUUUAUCAUUCGGCCUCGAUAUUCAAAAAGCUAAAGAAAAGGACACCGGACUGGCCAUUGGACCCUAUUUUCGUGGCUCACAAUACCGACUUUUCCAUCUGGCUUCGAGAAUUGCCCGAGGAUAUGCAGCUUGUCUACCCCCAGGAUGGUUCAGCCCCAUGGAUCCCGUCUCACCAUGUUGCAAACAUGCACAGCUAUCACUACCUGGCCACCGUAAUGCACUUCCGACCUCAAUUACAUGCGGUGUCUGACUCGUAUGACGGCAUAUGGAAACAACAUAUGCUCACGUGUUACUCAGCUGCCAAGAGUCUAUGCAAGCUCCAGGAGGCUAUCCUCAAGACUUACGGCAUGCCUGGUCUGUUGUGCGCGGUACGAGGCAUCAGCUUCCACAUCUAUGCGCUGCUCACCUGCACCAUGCUUCAUCUAGUGGCCGUGACCUGCCCUGAUCCAGACAUCAACCACGACGCCAGAGAAUUUUUCGUGAGGCACAUGCGCGUUCUGGAAACCAUGUCACCUUCGUUCCCAAUGCCCGAGAUGCAACAGCAAAUCAAUAGCCUGCGCCAAGCCUUCUCGGCUGACUGCUCCAAGCCAUUUGAGCUGAAACCAUCGUUUCCCUUUGGAAGUCCUCAGGUGGCCCCGCAAACGAGCCCCAUGAGCCACCAAGGCUCUUACCGGUCUCGUCACGCAAGCCAUUCAUCGCCGAUGGAACAACCAGGUCAGGUCAACUACCAUGCACUUCCCAUUACUCCACCAAUCUCGGCAUCCGACCACGGAUCAAAGGCUGACUCUCCAGUAGCCCAGUCUUUGGUCAUGAUGGCUUCGGGUCAACGUGCGCCUCAGUCCGCAUCUAACUUGCAAAUGCCGGACAAUGUUCAAUGGAAUCCACAACGCAUAUUUGAUCAAUGGAAUGUUGCCUUUGGUACGCCCCCUCCUACUAGCGCCUCUUCCCAGUCUUCCCCGCCGCUAAGACCCACUCCUUCAGGAACCAGCUACGACAUGCGACAGGCGCAGGAAACCAUGCAACCCGGCUACCAGAUGGCCAACACCUCUCCGCAGUCCAGCCACAUUCAUGGCGCGUCUGGUCAAAUGCCGCCAUCGUCGACUUAUAGCAACCCUGCGCCCGUUUACGUCACUCCAACCAUGUGGCAGGAGGCCGUCACCAGUUCUUUACCAGAUGGCCUCAAGCGCAGGUGGGAUAGUAACUCUAUGCCGGACCAGUCCAUGUACAAACGAUCGCGUUGA